GAGGUUCACCUCGAGGUUACUAUGUUUACUUAUAUGGCUAUAUUUAGUAAAACUCCUAUAGUAAUAGCAUCGACCAGCUUCGUUUUAAAGGGCGCGUGAAUAUUGACCAAUCUAAUUCCAGAAACGUACUGCGUCAUAUCGUAGAAGCACAAUAGCUUUCGUGAAACGAACGACGUUGCACGCCACUUGGAUCGAAAGUUACUAAAAUAAUUUACAGUGUAAAUAACUAGAAAUACAUCAUAAAAAUGACUAAAAAACUUCUCGAAGUAACGUGUCUAUUGUUAUUGAUUUUUGCGGUGACUAUUGAAGGAAAGAAACUUUCUAGAAGCCGAGGCUCGGGAAGAGGUUCUAGUAGGAAGACUAAUUAUAAGCCUCAGCCGGCUCCAACUUCCUUGAGCUAUCCACAAGCGUCAGCUCCCAAACCAAGUUUAUUUGGUUGGCAAGAAAAACCUGCUCAAAAGACACAGAUAUCGCAAUCACAUCAAUCUAAACCAGGAAAUCAAGCUCCAUCGUAUCCUGCAAGCAACACUGGGCUUUCUGGUGCAGGUUCAAAACAAACUCAGCAACAGGAGCAUGUUCAAAGAAGUAAUGUACCAAGCCAGCAAACUGCACCUCAUCCUGCGUCACCGAGCCAAACGAAUAGCCACGCAUAUCCUGCGUCCAAUGGACUAUCUGGAAAUUCAGCUGGCUCUAGCUAUCCACAAGGAUCAGGAUUAUCCGGAUCAAAUGGGGUUCCGCCGUCGUAUAAUUCACCAAAUAAGCCACAGUACCCAACUAAUAACAAUUUACAAAACAAUCACCCACCGAACAAUGUUGGAAAUAAUUACCAGGCUGCUCCCCCACCCUACACACCGUAUGGAAAUAACAAUCAUCAAGGCCCUCCACCCCCAUAUUCCAACUAUGGACAUGGCUUCAGUGGGUAUGGAGGUCAUGGUGGACCAGGAUACAGUCCACAAAUGCCUGGUUACUUUGGCAGCUACACCAACAAAGGUUAUGGUGGUGUAAGCCGUUCUGGUAGUACGCUAGCUGGUGUUGGUUUAGCAGGUGCCGGUAUAGGAACCGUGCUUACUGGAUUGGCAUUGUGGAAUUUGGCUAGAUCUACAGGUCAUCAUCAUCAUACCGUUAUCUAUGAUAAUAGAGGACAGCCUAUUGCAGUAGCUGCCGAAAACGGAACUGUUUCGGCUGAAGAUUCCAUAUUACGUGAUUUAGUAAACUGUACUCUCACAAUCAGCAGUAUUAAUGCUACGGAAGUCAUCGCAAUACCUUGUUCAAUCGCAACUUCCUUCACACCUGAUGCUAAUGUUAAGGAUGAUAAAGUUGAGAAUGCUAAUAAUGACACGAAAUGCACGAUCACUGUGGUAACAAAAGAUAGUAAAGAAUUUAUGACGACUAUACCAUGUUCCAUUUUACUGAAUACUGCAGCACAAAAUAACGUUACAGAACCACCGAACGUUCUUGCAGAAACUGCUCUAAAUGACACCUUGGUAGAAACUAAUACUAGCGAUUCAAAUUCUCCAAAAGCUUUAAAACUUUCUAGUGAAGAUGAGAUUAAGGACUUCUCUGUUGGGUUAAACUGUACGACUUCGGAAUCGGGAGAAAUUCGUGAUCCUAUUAACCCAUGCUUUAGUGUAAAAAAUAAUUUAACUGUAAUACCUCUCAUUUCCACUACUAAAUCUGACUUGCUUUAAGAAAACAAAUAAAAAGAUUGUGUUGUAAAAUGUGUGUGGUACAAUUAAAAAGGAUAUAUGCAAUUAAAUUGUUUUAUUUAUUAUUAGUACGGCACUUUUGUACGAAAAUAAAUCCUGUUACAAUAUUACUUUACAUUUUUGUAAAUAGAAGUAUUUAUGGACAUUUUUGGACU
This is a messenger RNA of Pieris rapae (cabbage white), 1861 nucleotides long. RefSeq lists its product as uncharacterized. NCBI's taxonomy places the organism in Eukaryota, Metazoa, Arthropoda, Insecta, Lepidoptera, Pieridae. Bases 246 to 1688 code for a protein of 480 amino acids. The transcript has a single exon. The record is from RefSeq and is a predicted model, not a curated record.